This is a messenger RNA of Haemonchus placei, 123 nucleotides long. The record is from the annotation of a GenBank genome assembly. NCBI's taxonomy places the organism in Eukaryota, Metazoa, Nematoda, Chromadorea, Rhabditida, Trichostrongylidae.
AUGGGACCACCUACCACGUUGUUUCAUUUCGAGAACGAUUUGAUUGGCGAUUUCGCCUCUGUAGAACAACUCCACUGGAUCCCUAGCGAUAGCGAGGCGACGAAGAAAAGCGGCAUGAUAUAA